UUUCAUUGUUUUCCAUUUUCACCGGACAAAGAAAAGAAACGAAUGUUGUAAGAACAUGAUUAGAUCACAGUAACCAUUUUUCUUUUUCUCCGAAGUGAAUCCAGCGUCCACUCUUUUCUCCUUUAUCUGCUGUGGAAAGUGUAAUUCAGAGUGGCGGGCAAAAUAACAACACUGCCACGGUUUUUGUUUUCACCAAAUCUCUUUGCCAGCAAUGCAAGCAAGCAACGUGCUUUGAGAUUGACGCAACACCUUCACCAUCAUCGUCAUCAUUCUCCUCGGUUAUGUAGCGUCCUUCGCGCGCAAAAGUUUCUCGUAAUUGUGCAAUCAGAUCUGACUCGCUUUCUGACUGCAACAGAGAAUCAUACAUAUCGAUCCUAUAAUACAAUAGCACAAAUUCAAUGAAGGGUAUAAUUUCACCUGUGCAAAAUGCUAUGCCAUCUCCAACUUUUCUUUGGAGGUUCAAGGUGACACUCUUUCUUAUAUGGGGCCUUACUUGCUGCAAGAUUAGUUGGGAUUCUGUCAUGAGAAUGGAUGCAAAUUUGAGAGAUCUAUUCUUAUAUGAAGCAUUUUUAUAUUACAAUCCUCUCCUUCUUGUGACUAUGAUGGUUUGGCUUUGGGGAGUAAAUUUGUGGGUAUUUCUACAAUCCACUGUAAGCUAUACCAAGGUCUUUGAUCUUGAUCAAAACCACCUUACUCACAAAGAGACGUGGAAGUGUAGCACUUGGAUGACAAUCAUUGUUCCUACUAGCAUGACUGCUUACCUUUAUCUCUAUUCUCAUGGGGAAGUAUCGCUGGCUGCAUCUCAACCAGUGCUUCUCUACAUUCUUGUUGCAGUAAUCUUGAUCUUUCCCUUUGAUAUUUUCUAUUUGUCCUCUCGAUACUUCUUUUUGAGGACAUUAUUUCGAAUAGCUCUCCCUUUGCAGCCAAUUACGUUUCCAGACUUUUUCGUGGCCGAUAUUUUGACCUCCAUGGCAAAGGUGUUUUCAGAUUUGGAACGUUCAGUUUGCAGAAUGGUAAACAGACAGGUCGCCACAAUUGCUUGGCUUGAAGCUGAUUCAGUUUGUGGUAGCCAUUCAGUUGCGAUACCAAUGUGCCUUGUUCUUCCUUAUUUAUGGCGUUUAUUGCAAUGUCUGCGCCAGUACAGAGAUACCAAAGAAAAAAAUUGUCUCUUCAAUGCUUUGAAAUAUUCAACAUCAGUCCCAGUCAUUUUUCUUUCAGCCCUUAAAUACCAUGUUCUCCAUGAGAAAUGGGAAACUCUUUAUCGGCCACUCUGGCUUCUCUCUAGUGUCAUUAAUUCCCUUUAUUCGUUUUACUGGGAUAUAACCAGAGAUUGGGAUUUAAGUGGAUUUUCUCGCAUAUUCAAGUUCAACAAAUCAAGUGUAGUCUCCAACAUGUUCUAUGGUCGACAAUGGAUAUACUUCUGGGUGAUUGGAAGCAACUUCGUUCUGCGCUGCUCAUGGACAUACAAAUUAUCUGCUCAUCUCCGCCAUAACUACCUGACAGUGUUUGCUAUCACUCUUCUGGAGAUGUUACGUCGCUUCCAGUGGAUAUUUUUUAGAGUUGAAAACGAAUGGAACAAGAUCACACGAUCUGGUGUUCAACUCACUGAAAUUCCGAGGGAGGAGGAGAAAUUGCUAGGUUCCAACAUUCAUGAUGUAUAGAAAAUCUCAGUCAACCAAUUUUUGCCAAUAUCUUCAUAUCAGCAACAGGUCUAAUUCAAUUUUUAAGCUAAUAUUAGUUCUAAUCCCAAAAGCAUUUUUCUUCAUGUGUUCCUGGUCCACCAACAUGAGGGAGCUUUCAACAUGCAUAUGCAUGGUUGUCUGAGAAUAGUUAAUUCCAUUGCUGAAGCAGCCCCGGUCGUUCCUUCUGUAAGUUGUAUCAGUAGCUUUCUUCUGAAAUGGGAAUAGAUUCUGUCACUCACUCAGCAGUUCAAUGUAUAUGAAGGAGCAAGGCUACAGUUGCAUGCAUAAUUGAAGAGAUUCUUAAAUGAAUAUAUUCACUUAUACAUGAAGAGCUGCAAGAAGUUGUACUUAAGAACAAUGGUGGCCACAAUGGAUGUUGCAUUCAUUUUCCCUUUCUUUUUUGUCGUGGUUCUUUAAAUAGAUCAGCAUUUGUAACGAGAAUGGACACAAAAGAUAUGUUUAUUUGCUACACUCAAUCAAAUCAGGAUACACUUCUAAUACAAAGACUUAACACAGUUUUCAUUUUU
Messenger RNA from Vigna unguiculata (cowpea), 2209 nucleotides. RefSeq lists its product as uncharacterized. NCBI's taxonomy places the organism in Eukaryota, Viridiplantae, Streptophyta, Magnoliopsida, Fabales, Fabaceae. The record is from RefSeq and is a predicted model, not a curated record. Gene Ontology annotation, cellular component: membrane; cytoplasm.